AUGCGCACGUUCGCGGCGAGCGUGCCCGAGGACGCGCUCGUGCUACGAGAGGGCGAGUGGUGCGACGUCGAAGCUAGCAGCGUCGUCCGGGGCGACGUCGUGCUGCUCCAGGAGGGCGAGACGGCGCCGGCGGACUUCUCCGUGCUCAGCAGCACCGACGACUUCGAGAUCUCGCUCAAGGCCGUCAACGGCAGCCGCAUGACGCACCGGCCGGGCCCCGAGGCGCAGGUCGCGCUCGGCGCGGUGUGCCUGCGCGGCAACUGCCGCGGCGUCGUGACGGCCAUCGCCGACGAGACGCUGCUGGCGCAGCGGCUCCGCGACGGCAAGUGGCCGCCGAGGUCCUAG
This is a messenger RNA of Aureococcus anophagefferens, 345 nucleotides long. RefSeq lists its product as hypothetical. Gene Ontology annotation, biological process: proton transmembrane transport; regulation of intracellular pH. Gene Ontology annotation, molecular function: P-type proton-exporting transporter activity. NCBI's taxonomy places the organism in Eukaryota, Pelagophyceae, Pelagomonadales, Pelagomonadaceae. The record is from RefSeq and is a predicted model, not a curated record. The transcript has a single exon. Gene Ontology annotation, cellular component: plasma membrane. Bases 1 to 345 code for a protein of 114 amino acids.